AUGGUCGACGCAGAUUCUUAUUUUAGUCUUCUUGCAGACGAAUCCAAAGAGGCAUCCAAACUUUUAACAAAUAUCGUGACGACUGUUAUGACGUCAACAAUUUCUUCAAACCUGCCAAUUUGUCGUAGUUUGUUGUUUAAAUUUGAUAGAAUGUCAUCUCAAGAUCAUUCAUCUGCGUGUGCAAAACUAAAAGCAUUUAUGUCUAAUUGA
This is a messenger RNA of Clunio marinus, 210 nucleotides long. Lineage: Eukaryota; Metazoa; Arthropoda; Insecta; Diptera; Chironomidae. The record is from the annotation of a GenBank genome assembly.